Messenger RNA from Calliphora vicina (urban bluebottle blowfly), 774 nucleotides. RefSeq names its product antigen 5 like allergen Cul n 1-like. NCBI's taxonomy places the organism in Eukaryota, Metazoa, Arthropoda, Insecta, Diptera, Calliphoridae. The transcript has 4 exons. Bases 1 to 774 code for a protein of 257 amino acids. The record is from RefSeq and is a predicted model, not a curated record.
AUGUUUUUAAAAGCUAAAUUAUUAUUAGUUUUUCUAAGUUUAACGAAAACAAUUUUCGCUCAAAAAAUUGACUAUUGUGAUAAGAAGAUGUGUCCGCAUCAAGGAAUUCAUGUGGCCUGCAAUAAAACAAAAAGUUUUAGUAAAGAGUGUGAAGGUGAAAAGAAAUUGGAAAAUAUGAAACCCUACAUUAAUAUGAUUCUGGAUGAACACAACAGUUAUAGAAACCUAGUGGCCUCGGGAAAGGUUAAAUGUUUCUAUCCAGCUGCAAGAAUGCCGUUAUUGAAAUGGGAUUGGGAUUUAGCGGAGACAGCUGAAUACAAUGUUAGAUCAUGUGUAUUUGCACACGAUCAGUGUCGUAGCACUAAAAAUUUUCCCAUGGCUGGUCAAAAUAUUUAUAUGGCCAAAACGAGUCGUAUCAAUGUAACCGUGGAGGGUUUUAUCAAAGAAGGCAUAUUUUUAUGGUUUGAAGAACAAUUUGAUGCGGAUAAUGAAGUUUUACAGUCCUAUAAGAAAACCACACCCCAAACGGGACAUUUUACAUUGCUGGUAAAUGAUCGGCAUAAUCGUGUAGGUUGCGCUUUUCUAAAUAAUUUACAGACUCCAGACAAACGCCACAUCAUCUUUACUUGCAAUUAUUCUUCGACAAAUAUACGUGGAUUACCCAGUUAUAAACCGGGUCGAGCGGGCUCCAAGUGUAAAAAACGUAAUGCCAAAUAUAAAGCAUUAUGUGAAGAUCAGAUAGAUCCAAAUGAUUUAACUUGGUAUAAAGAUUAG